CUAACUUCACCUGGACACACCUGAACUUCCACUAGUUUCACUUCAUUAAACGAGGAAAACAAUCCUGAAAAACAACAUUCUGCGCUGAUAUCUGAGUGAGUACAUUAGAAAGUUUGACCAUAAUACUUAACGUGCCAAACGCCCCAUAAUCCGUGUAGGUUGCACGUGUUUUGGUGUUUGGAGUGUUUUUGAUAUAUCACAUUGCUUUAGACUUAUUUCGGCCUGGUUUAGCAAUCGCCUUCAUACCUAAAUUACACGUGAAGAUCAGAUGUACCUAUAGCGAUUUUACAGACUACUUUAAGAGAACAGACUGUUGCCAGCUUCUCCACUUCUUUCAUUGCCAAAAUGUCUGUCUCCAGGCCCAGGAACAAUGGACAAGGGCCCUCCUGGACCAGCAGCAGAGCCCCAAACCCCUGAAAGGGUAUCAGAUGUUGCCAAGAGAACAAAAGACAUGAGCAGCACUGAUCGGUUGGAGGAGGGCCUGAUCAGGUCUGCAUAUAUGGAACCCAGUACCCUACAGUGGCCUGAGAAUAAACUUGAACCACAGAUUCUGGCAGGCAAGGAUGGAGAGAGCACAAGUGUAAGAUCCGAUUGUAUCACAUUCCGUGGUAGAUUGAGCCGGACGGAGAGCGAGAGGGAGGAGUUUGGGAUGAGAGUGAAAAGGAAGUUGGGUGAGGAUUUGAUGAAGCCUGGGAAAGAGAGACUUGAGGUGGCAGAGUUGAACGUUAUGCCAGAGAAUGCUGCAAGAGUUUUUAGCCCCAACAUCACCAUUCUGCACUCCACCAGCCAGACAGAGUUUACUCAAGAGACUGUAGGCGACUGGAGAGAUGGCAAAGAAGAGAAAAGCUCUUUUCUGGUGGCGCAAGGGACACAUGGAACACCGCUUGAAGACUAUGACCAUGACUGGAUAAUUCAAAGCAAACCACGCUGCUGUUGCUGUGGUGAAACUAAUCGUGAUGCCCUUAAACUCAGUGCAUCCAUGUUCACUUCGGCCUUGAUCUUCCCAUUGUUGGUGUGGGGUGGAUAUGUCUUCCUGCCCUUUGAUGCCCCUCUGCUUGACACUGCCCCCUUAAGGCUGGUCUACACAUUGCGCUGCUCUGUUUUUGGCGUUAUACCCAUUGUGCUCGGUAUGUUGGUACUAGGAGUGUCCCGUUUGAGGUAUCGCUCACUGAGGCCGCGAUUUGAGGAGGAGAGGGAAGUUAAGCAUGUGACUGUCCACCAGCACUAUGUAGAGGAUUCCCUCCGUCUCUUUCUCCUUUACUUCCUUCAGCUGGCUGUGAUGGCUGCUUAUCUGACUCAGGAUUGGCUUAAACUAGUUCCUCUACUGACCAUCGUCUUUGCUCUUGGCAGGCUGUUGUAUUGGAUUGCAGCAGCAUGUGACAGCAGUGUGAGAGGUGUUGGCUUUGGAUUCUCGUUUCUGCCGAUGCUGGUUAUGCUGGUGGCCAACAUCUACUUCAUCUUCAUCUCCGAUUCCGCAGGUUCUAUCUUCGCUCCGGACAUCCCAGAUUCAGAAACAUCUGUUCCUUCAGUCAAGCAGAGGUUCUGGGGCUAGACAGGCCGCAUCUGAAGCCUCUUCAACUGCCAAAUGUUGACCAGAUCUGUUUAGGCUUGGAGACAUCUUAAAUUUGAACUGGAAUGUAAGACUUUUGUCUAAUAAGGUUUAAUCCAACUGUGAUUUCAUUUCCUCUCCUUCCUUUUCUGAGUACUUCGAUAUCACGGCCAGGAGUUAAAACUUACUGAACUCCGGUCAAACUGCCAAGGAGAAGAGAGGAAUCAAGGGAUGGGGAUUAAUGGAAUAGUUUACCCCAAAAUGAAAAUUCUAAUAAUUUUCUAUACCCUCAUGCCAUCCCAGAUUUGUAAGACUUGUUUUGUUUCUUCUGCUGAACAAACAAGAUGCAAGUGAAUGGUGGCCAGAACUUUGAUGGUACAAAAAGCACAAAGGCAGCAUAAAAGUAAUCCAUAUGACUUCAGAAGUGAUGUGGUAGGUGUAGAUGAGAAACAGAUCAAUAUUUAAGUCCUUUUGUACUAUAAAUUCUCCUCCCUAGCCAGUAGGUGGCGAUAUGCACGAAGAAUGUCAAUCACCAAAAACCCAAGAUGAAGAACUCCAUGGGGACAAGAUGGCGCUUAGGAGGGUUGGUGAAAGUGGACAUUUAUUAUAAAAAAGGACUUAAAUAUUGAUCACUUUUUCACCCACACCUAUCAUAUCGCUUCUGAAGACAUGGAUUUAACCACCAGAGUUGUAUGGAUUACUUUUAUGCUGCCUUUGUGCUUUUUUUGAGCUUCAAAGCUCUGGCCUCCAUUCACUUGCAUUGUGAGGAUCAACAGAGCAGAGAUAUUCUUCAAAAAAAUCUGUGUUCAAAUGAAGAAAGAAAGUCUUACACAUCUGGGAUGGUAUGAGGAGGAGUAAAUGAUGAGCAUAUUUUCAUUUUUGGGUGAACUAUUCCUUUAAAUAAAGGGCAGGGAGAGGAGACUUCUUUCAGAGCAAACUUCUAAAUGGAAGUUGUGUAGUGAAACUUAGUUUAGACACUGUAAAUGAACUGCAUUAAAUGUACCCUGUAGUGAAGCCAAACAUAAAGCAGAUGCAGUAUAAGCUUCUAAAUAACAAGAGCUCCAUAUAGAGUGGUUUCAACUAUUUAAAUAUGUAUGUAGAAUGUAAUAAGACAGAGAAAUUCAUAGUAUGUAUAUAUGAAUUUGGUCUUAAAGCAUUGCUUGUUAAUUCAAAACUUGUAAAGAAUUGUGAGAUUUGUAAAGCUUGUGGUUUGUCUGAGCUUGUCAUUUUUCAAAGGAUGCUUCCUGUUUUGUACUUUAAGGCAGUGUGCUGUUAUUUACAGUGUGAAAAAUGUAGAAAUACCAUUUACAAAUCUAUUAAAAGUUUAUGCAGAUUUAUAACUAUCUCCAAGAGGAGCUUGUAAACUAAAAUAUUUAUUAAUGGCUGCAAAUAUAAGAUAUAGUAGAAAUAUGUAUAGUAGUGCUGGAAAUAAUUCCUGUAUUUGUUCA
Molecule: messenger RNA, 2997 nt
Organism: Myxocyprinus asiaticus (Chinese sucker)
Lineage: Eukaryota; Metazoa; Chordata; Actinopteri; Cypriniformes; Catostomidae
Product: transmembrane protein 79-like
Exons: 5
Coding region: 371-1552 (393 amino acids)
Biological process (GO): regulated exocytosis
Cellular component (GO): trans-Golgi network membrane; lysosomal membrane
Source: RefSeq, a predicted model, not a curated record